This is a messenger RNA of Ostrea edulis (European flat oyster), 4846 nucleotides long. RefSeq names its product eukaryotic elongation factor 2 kinase-like. Gene Ontology annotation, molecular function: protein serine/threonine kinase activity; protein binding; ATP binding. Lineage: Eukaryota; Metazoa; Mollusca; Bivalvia; Ostreida; Ostreidae. Gene Ontology annotation, biological process: protein phosphorylation. The record is from RefSeq and is a predicted model, not a curated record. Bases 386 to 2254 code for a protein of 622 amino acids. The transcript has 13 exons.
CACCGAACACCACAUAUCCGGCUACCUUCGGAACCCUUCGAGUAUAUUCGAUAGAUUUCUGUGCCAAGGACAUGAGUUGUUUACCAUGCUAAAAGAUUCAUUACAGACUAACGUACUGUUGGAAUAAGUCGGGAAAACUUUAUUGACAGUUGAUAAAGGGUUGUUCAAGACGAGAGUACGUAACACCAACAGCAGCAGAUUUUAGGAGUGUACGUGCAUUCAACAUGAACAAAGAACGAAUCUUGCAUGGAAUUGCAAACGACAGAAAUUGCAUGGCUUCAGUGCUCGAAAUACUUUUAAUUUUUGAUGUUAUUGUGUAAAUAGUUGGUGAUUCUGUGUCUGUGAACUAGAAAGCAGAUUUGAUUGUAAUAGGACUGUCUCAAACAUGUCGCACUCAAUUUCUUCAACUGAUAGUGAUGCAGACAUAAUCUUAUUUCCAAUAACCUACUUCGAUGAUGAUGAGGAAGAGCAGGAAGACCCAGAGGAGAGCUCUAACGAUGCUUCCGAUGAAAGAGAAUCGGAAAACGAGGUGGAGGAAAUCAAACCUAAAGCCAGCAUGACCCUGAGGCAGAGGCGACUCUCAAAAGCUUAUGCCCCUCUAGCAAAUUUGAAAUUAAAAGUAAAAGCUGGACAUACUCGUGCUCAUAAUCACUGGAUCACAGCAAUCAGAAAAGCAAAAGACAUGUCUGACCCCUGGGCCAUUUUCCACAUAGAAGACAUUGCAACAGAAGUAUGUACAAGACAUCGUUACAACCCUCACAGAAAAAUAUGGACAAAGGAUGAAGUGCAAGUUAAAAUGAUGGAUAAGGCCUUCAACCGUGGUGCAAUGCGUCAGUGUUUUAGACUCAAGAAGAUCUCGACAUUCUCUCGCAGUGGUGACUGGAAUCAUGCACUUAAUUACGUUGCCAAGCGAUACAUUGAUCCAGUGGAUCGUGAAGUUUACUUCCAAGAUGUCCAACUACAGAUGGAUGCGAAAGUCUGGGGAGAGGAGUACAACAGGCAUAAUCCUCCAAAGAAGGUGGACAUUUUUCAGAUGUCCAUUCUUGAGUUCAAGGACAGACCUGGUGAGCCCCUAUGUGUCUGUUUAUAUACAUUUCAGAGGAAAUCGAUGAUGAAAACUGCAAUCCGAGGAGAAAUGGAACAUUGUCUCUCUCUGUCACCGUUAUCGGAGAAAAUCGACAUAACAAGAUUUCUGGACCGCCAACGGUCAUCAUCAUCAAUGCUCAGUGAUGGUCACACACCAACUGACCUUGACAGUCCCAGUAAUGACGAAGAGCCCAUGUCACUGGACAGCCCCAGUCCUGGGGGACCAUUUGGUGUUCGAUUCAGGUCCCCUAGUGACACAGAUAGCCAGUCAUCCAUGACUAAAGAGGGAUCCAGGAAUAGCAGAGAGAAAUCUCCAGCAGUUGAGGUAGAGAUUGGUAAGAUGACUAACCGAUUUAACUUCAACCAACUUCUCACCCAACACACUAACAACUUCCCAAAAUUACAUGCACUGGAGGAAGCAGAGGCAUUUAACAGAAUGGCAGGACAUCAAGCUAGGCCUUCCUGUGUGGCUCUAGAGAAAGACUUCAGGAAACUGAUGAACCACAAGAUUGGUGACUCCAUUCUGGGAAAGGUUCAUCAUGAGAUGGCUAAAUACCAUGAGGUGGGAAGGUUCAUUGUUGGAGAAAAUAAGGAUGAGAAUGAAAUUGACUGGGAGUCGGCCAUCUUUCAUGAAGAACAUGCUGCUGAGCUUGGAGAGUUGGAAUCGAUGGUUACAAUGGCCAAACUGUAUCUGGGAAUGGACAGAGAUGUCCUUGUCAACUGUGUAGUGGAGCCCAAUGACGAACACACAAACAGUGGGGUGGACUUCAUGGUGGAGGCAGCGGAAGCCGGAGAUCGAGGAGCUAUGUUGUACAUGGCUCAGGCAUUUGAAACUGGACAUGGACUGGGCACUCGCAGGUCGGUGUCGUGGGAGGAUGCAGUGUACUGGUAUGAACAAGCUGAGAAGACACAGGACCAUGAUGAAGGAGGUCAUUAUGAUUGUACCAUUAAUGAUCCCUCCUACCAGUUGUUGGCUAAACAGGCUGAGCUUUACAGGCAGGGAGGCCAUGGGCUAGAGAAGGACCCCCAGAGAGCAGGAGACUUGUACAAUGAGGCAGCAGAAGCUGCCAUGGAAGCCAUGAAAGGUCGCCUUGCCAACAAGUACUUCUCCCUUGCUGAGGAGACCUAUGGUGAAAUGGAGGAAGAGGGAGAAGAAACGACAGGGUAGGAAGAGGAAAAGUAGGGAGAAACCCCUUCAACAGGGCUCAGAAACAAGAGGGCCCUAGGCAGGUCUCAGGAACAGAACAGAACAGUGAUUGAUUGUAUGUGUAGGUUGUAGACAAGCAAAGAUUAUUAUGUAUUUUGUUAAAUCUGGAACAUGGGAUCUGUAGGUAAACUUUCAUGUAAAUUAAAGACCUUUAUCAGUCACAUCAUAAUUAGUAUGCAAUACUGUUUUCAAACAAAGAAACCUCAUAUAUUUCCAAUCAAUUUUCUUUGGUGCAUUUUUUCAUAAUUCCAAUGGUGUUUUUGUUCAUGUGUAUUUUUCUCUCUUGUUUUUAAAUUUGAUUUCAAAUUUGAUUUAAGAUUUACUCAAAUUUGAUUGCAAAGUUAAGUCUUUUAAGAAAUAUUUUGUACAUAAAAUUGUAAAUAUUUCAUAUCCUUUCUUGGAAAAACUCAUAUGUUAACAUUUGUAUUUUGUCUGCUUGUGAUAUUUUAGUUUAUUAUCAAUAUUUGUCAUGUUUCUGUGACUGACCUUUGAACCAUGGUUAAUAAGUUAAAUGAAUUCCUUUUUCAUUUUAGGUAAUUGGAGUUAUGGUUUCUGUAGAAUUUGAUGUAGAAUGUAUAUAUUACUUUAGUUUGUAUUAAUUAAUCUACUUCAUUUAGAUUUUACAAUUGUUUUUGAAAGAAUGUUCUUUGAUUGUGGCGCCAUUUAUAUAUAUAUAUACACAAGAUGUGUAUAUCAUAGAGGUACCUCAUUUAUUUUUGUAUGUUGUAUAUUUUCUUAAUGAAGUUCCAGCUAUUGUAAGUUUUCAUGUAUUUUUCAUUACUGUUUCAAAAGUGUUCACUAAAGUUAAAGUGUUCACUAAAGUUACCAUGCGUACUUGAUUACUUGCCUAAUUAGAAAACCAACUCUGGUAGCUUCAAGAACAAGGAUGUCAUUGUGUACUAUCUGUUCACUGGGUAUAUUACUAGUCGUGUGAAAAUUUACUACAGUUUUGUAUUAAAAUUUGGUGUUUAGUGUUCAUCUUGAAUAACGUAAAUCAGUGAUAUUUGAUACUAGCAAUGUUGUCAAUGCUAACCUACAUGUAAAAGACACUUUUAUCAAAAAAAUAAUUUGUACUUUUGAUACUUUAUUACCAAUAACUGAUGAUUCUAGUAAGUUUUUUUUUUUAUUGUUGGCAUCGUCUUUGAGAUUAACAUUGGUUAAAUAUUAUAUAAUGUGCAUGUACAUGUAUUGAACCAUGAAUAGUUCUAUUUAGUACAACCAGUUUGAUCAGUUCUGCUGUUUCUCCAAAUUUGUGAUAAAAGAAUUUGUUGUGAAGUAUGCUAGCAGUCUUUCAUACCUGUCAUUUGUUUCCCCUUGUCAAUUUGAACUACUUAUAAUACUCCUAAUUUUUGCCAUCAUUUUGCGUAUACAUGUAUUUGCUUAGUUUAGCACUUUUAUUAUUAUUUGGCAUAUUUGGACUACUUUUUAUGCUCCUGGAAUCAAGAGAUUCGGGAGCAUAUAGUUUUUGGCCUGUCUAUCUGUCUGUAGCAAAAUAACUUUAACCUUGGUCAUAUCUUUUACACCAUAAGAGAUACAGCUUUCAUAUUUGUUAUGUGUUUCUUGUGAUACGACCUUUCCAUUGAAACCAAAAACCGUAACAUUAACCUUUGACCUGGCUCCAGUCUUGUAAUCUGGGGGCAUCAGUGUUUCAUAAAUACAUCUUGUUUAUAUAAAUGAUUUUAGUUUGUUAUUGAUAUCUGUUUUUAUUUAGUGAUCUUUGAUCAUUUGUGCAAAGAUCUUCUGUCUAUGAUCAAAAUUUUGAUGUGUUAUAUACAAGAAUUAUUGACAAUUUAUUGUCUUUGAUGAUAAAAACAGCAAUUUGGAAUGAUAAUGAAAUUCGUAUACAGAACGAAGUUUGUGCUCAAUUUUGGUUGUAGUCAGUAGAUCUUUUUAUCUUAAUUUUGAAAAUUGUAUAGUGCCAAGUCAAUUAGAUAAAACGCUUUCUGCUAAUUUACAUGGUUCACCAAUGUACAUGUACAUAAAGAUUUGGGAUCUCUAAAUAUUGAAAAUAUAUUUGUGCCAUUACAUAAAUUUUUGUCUUGUAUGUCAAUAUAUUGGGUUUAUGAAAUUUUAAUGAAAGGAUGAUUUAAAAAAAAAACGUGUAUUCUUCAAUGAUCAUCUGAAGAAGUUUCCUGAUAGAAAUGUGUAUGUUGAUUGUAUGGUUGUUGACAGUUUAAAUUUAGAUUUCUAGAAAGGAUUUCAAAGACUUCCAUUAUGUUAUUUGAAACUUGUUAGUAGUUUAAAGAAUUAGAAAUUCAAGUGGAAGCUUUUUUUGUUUCACUCUAAAUUUCAAAUUAUCAUUUAUGUGUAUCACAUUCAGAUGCAGUAUUCAUAGAAGUUUUCAGUCUCAUUUCGAUUAGUUAGAUCAUAUAAAGUGCUAGUUUGGUAUGCCUUCAAUGUUCAGUCUCUGUAAACAAAUUGAUAAUUAGUCUUUAUUGAUUUGUUUGAGUUCCACAGACUGGAAGACAUGACAAAUUAGCAUGUAUAAAUCAUGAAUAAUAAUUGAAAUACAGUGUUCACUUGACUUUAACUCAAUAAAAGGUUAAGCUAAAA